Epinephelus lanceolatus (giant grouper) is the source of this 12135-nucleotide messenger RNA. RefSeq names its product vitamin D3 receptor A. Gene Ontology annotation, molecular function: zinc ion binding; vitamin D response element binding; nuclear receptor activity. NCBI's taxonomy places the organism in Eukaryota, Metazoa, Chordata, Actinopteri, Perciformes, Serranidae. The record is from RefSeq and is a predicted model, not a curated record. Gene Ontology annotation, cellular component: nucleus. Gene Ontology annotation, biological process: negative regulation of transcription by RNA polymerase II; positive regulation of transcription by RNA polymerase II; cell differentiation.
UUUAAUUGCAUCGUACAGUGUAGUGGUACAUUUAGUGAGAUUGUUGUGCAAGUUGAAGUGUGGGACUCACACUGUGUGUUUGCUCAGAGGUCAUUUGUUUUGUCAGGUUCCCUCGGAGUUCAGGGAAACCUUCUUUCUUUUGUUUUUGUUUUAUCUUGCUUAUUUUACUUCCUUCUUUCCUUCCUGCCUGCACUCUGUUUUCCCUUUUUUUUAAAAUGGCAUUGCUAUGAUAUUUUUUACAUUAGUACAUCCCUGCCUGUCAGAUCUUCCCUCUUUUUUCUUUUUUUUAUUAGAUUUGCAUCUUCAACUUUCCCUUUUUCAAGCUCUUAACCUUCUACAUUAUAAGUCCCUUUGCCUCCCCAUCUCUCCCCCCUCCUCUCACUCCCAUCCUUGAACUCCUUCCUCACGUCAGUGAGGGCUUGUGCUGUAUUUGUGGAGUUUGCCCUGCUGACCCCAAUUACCAGGUUAACCAUUAACUUUUAGGUUUCACCUUGUUGGCCCUUUGCCCCCUGGCUCCUCGUCAACACUGACACAGCUACAGGCUGCAGUAGUUCAUGCUGCAUGAAAUUUGCAAGCUGCUGGCAGGAAAAGAGAGAAAGAGAAAUACAGGAAAGCUUUUGGUGUAGGGGGGAGUAGUGGGAGGAAAUAGUCAAGGUGUAGCAGAAGAGGCAAGGCGUGGGAGCAUAGGGAGUAUCAAUGAAAAUCCAAAUCACUGAAGCAGCUGGAGAGUUAAGUCAGACGAAGGAAGGCAAAAGAAGAGAAGAAGAAGAAGAAGAGACGUGGGAGUUACAGUUUUGGACCCAAGAGAUUUUGUCUGGAGGAGUGUUAACUGUAUGCUACUGUGUUUGGCUGCUGGGAGGAAGAUGGAGGAAGCUCUUUCAUAGUAGUAAAAGUGAUGGAGCCCAUGACGGUGACGACGUCGGUGGUCGGACCAGAAGAGUUUGACCGCAACGCCCCGCGGAUCUGCGGCGUGUGCGGUGACAAGGCCACCGGCUUCCACUUUAACGCCAUGACAUGUGAAGGCUGCAAGGGAUUCUUCAGGCGCAGUAUGAAGCGUAAAGCCUCUUUCACUUGUCCAUUCAACGGAAGCUGCACCAUCACCAAGGACAACCGGCGUCACUGCCAGGCCUGUCGUCUCAAACGCUGCAUCGACAUCGGCAUGAUGAAAGAGUUCAUCCUGACAGACGAGGAGGUCCAGAGGAAGAAGGAUAUGAUAUUAAAGAGGAAAGAGGAGGAGGCAGCCCGGGAGGCGAUGAGGCCACGUCUGAAUGAGGAGCAGGCCCGGAUCAUCUCCAGUCUGGUGGAAGCUCACCACAAGACCUAUGAUGCCUCCUAUUCCGACUUCUCCCGCUUCAGGCCUCCAGUGCGUGAAGGCCCAGUAACACGCAGUGCCAGCAGAGCCGCCUCCCUUCACUCUUUGUCUGACGCCUCCUCUGACUCAUUCAACCACUCACCUGAGUCUGUGGACACCAAGAUGAACUUCAGCAACCUGUUAAUGAUGUACCAGGAUGGCGCGAGCAGUCCAGACUCCAGUGAGGAGGACACAAAGCUCUCCAUGCUACCCCACCUGGCUGACCUGGUCUCCUACAGCAUUCAGAAGGUCAUAGGUUUUGCCAAGAUGAUCCCAGGCUUCAGAGAGCUGACAGCAGAGGACCAGAUCGCUCUGUUGAAGUCGAGUGCCAUUGAGAUCAUCAUGCUGCGUUCAAACCAGUCGUUCAGUCUGGAGGACAUGUCCUGGAGCUGCGGGGGACCUGACUUCAAAUACUGCAUUAAUGACGUUACAAAGGCGGGUCACACUCUGGAGCUGCUGGAGCCGCUGGUGAAGUUCCAGGUUGGUCUGAAGAAACUCAACCUGCACGAGGAGGAACACGUGCUGCUCAUGGCCAUCUGUCUACUCUCCCCAGAUCGCCCCGGUGUCCAAGACCAAGGGCGCAUUGAGCAGCUGCAGGACCACCUGUCGGAUGCGCUGCAGGCCUACAUCCGGGUCAACCACCCAGGCGGACGCCUCCUCUACGCCAAGAUGAUCCAGAAGCUUGCCGACCUGCGCAGCCUGAACGAGGAGCACUCCAAGCAGUACCGCUCACUCUCCUUCCAGCCCGAGCACAGCCUGCAGCUCACCCCGCUGGUGCUGGAAGUGUUUGGCAGCGAGGUGUCAUAGCAGUGGUGUUAGUUUUCUUAACGAAAACUAUGACUACAUGUGUUCGUCAGCGACCUUUUUUUCCAUGACUAAGACAAGACGAUGACGAGACGGCAAUCAUAAUUAAACACUAACUGUGACUAUAUCAACAUGCAACAUUGUUGACGAAAAAGACAAGACUAAAAUGUAGUUUUAAAAACUUUACUAAAACCUCUUUUUAUUUUUGUUGACAAAAAAUAGAAGAUGAAAUAUUAUAGUGUUUUGUUUUGUUUUGUUUUCAAUGCAGCAGUCCCGUUCCUUGUGCUGCACAUGCCAUAUCAGGAUUACACCAGCAGCACACAGUGAGCACUGUCAGGAGGACCUGGAAUAACUUACUUACUUAAGUUAAAGCUAACAGUGGAAACAACAGGACUUGGGAGAAAAAAACAAAGUGAAAAUUGGGUCUAUUUUUGUAACAGUGAAGCUGAGAAAUACGAAUCCAUUGCUUUAUCAGAAGGAAGCAAUGUGCCCAUAAAAUAGCUGGUAAGAAUACCACAAACAUGACGAGACACAUUCAGGCUCAGAACACGUUCCAUGUUUGGAUGAUACCAUCAGACAACUAAACCAGACACAUUCUGCAAAGCUACAUUCUUAAUCACCAACCUGUGUUAUCAUCAGUUAAUAAGAUAAAAUCUUAUGGGAAAUAAGUUUUACAACAAAAGAAAAAAUAUUAGUUUUUGAAAUGUUCAAUUUAAUCUGACUAAAAAAGACUAAAAUGUCAACAGUUUCCACUGAUUUAAAGCUUUACUUAAGUAGUUACCGUUUUCUAUGAUAAGACUAAAACACCCAGACUGUUGUAUGAGGUUGACUGAAUAUGAUACAAACUGACAAGGACAUUUGACACAGGACUAAGACCAAGACUACAUAAAAAAGUAACACUACAUAGCAGAUGAGGAGGCACGCUCGCAUACACAUACACACUUAUCACACACCAGAGGAUGAUUAACCAGCCCUUACCGCCUUUUCCCCAAGAGAACCCCAGCUCUUACAGUAUAUGCCUGGACAUGAAGGGAAAAGAUGGAUAAUCAGAAAGGUAGACAGUAACCUUCACCUCUUUAUUAUCUGCCCAUCCUCCUCCUCCUCCUCCUACUGACCUCAAGCUGCCUGGACCUCUGGACCUUUUGGAUUUAAGACACCUGAAUAUGCUGUGGAUUUCCACAGCACGUGGAUAACGAGAUUUUACUUUAACCUUUGCUUUUGCAAACACAGUGCCGCAUUAAAUGUCAUUAUACCAGGCAGAAAUCCUGACUCACUGACAUCUGGAACAGACGGACAUGCUGAUCCUCUCCAAAUCCAUAAACUCCCCCCAAAAAAGACAAAACAAAAAAAAAACCCAGAAAAAAAACAUUGCCUUUUUCUCAUCAUCACCUUUCCCCGGCCAGAUUCCUGCCAUUUUCUUUACAGCAGAGACAUCUCGCUGGAUGUGACUGUCACAUCCCCUUUACCAUCAUCCUCAUAUCAUUGUUCCAUGUUCACACCAUCGCAGGGGCAGACAGGAGUGGAUACACAGAUCUAUUAACCAUGCUGGCACGUGUUAGGUACAGAUAAACUGCUAGCAAUGUUACUACACUCGUGUUAGCUACAAGCUAUCGCUGUUUACAGUUAAUUAACAGCAAAGACAUCCAAAUAUAUUAAACAGCAACGUGGCCAGCAAGCUUACAAUAAUAUAAUGUAAAAACUUGUUUUACUGGUUUAAAAAACUUGGUUGAGACGGGCUGCUCGGCCCUGUGUAUCUGUGUAUGUGCAAAGAGAGGUAUCAGAUGGUCAGACAGGAAGUUAAAGUAGGAAUGUGUCAGUAUGGGAAUGGUGAGAAGAAAGGUGAGAUUAGGAGGAAUGAGCAAAGGAGGUUGGAUAGAUGGAGGGAUUUGCUACGGUUGGAAUUCCCUGUUCACAAGACAAAAGGGAACUUCACAAAACAAGAAUGUAUGUAUAAUGCUAUAUAAAUAUAAAUGAUACAUAUAAGCUGAUAUAUAUGAAUAUAUAUAUAUAUAUCUAUAUAUAUAUAUGUAUAUAUAUAUAUAUAUGUAUAUUUAAGAGAGCGAAACAUGGUUGUUUCCAUGGAAGCAAAGAGUGUUGUAUAAUGUAGAGGAUCUGAAGGCCCCUCCUCAGUUGUGUGUGUGUGUGUGUUUGUGUGUGUGUGUGUGUGUUGUCUUUCAAAAGACACAUUUACACACACUAGAGAAAGCGUCGAGGAGUGUGUGAGGAGUCCUUCUAUUUUUAUGAUGUGUGUACAGUACAUGAGAAUAUUGAUGGACCACAAGGGGGUGUGUGUACAGGCUCUGACCGAGGGUUCAGUGCAGGGAAGCACUUCUCUGUUGGAUUUUGUCGUUUUUUGGACCUGUGAAGUUUGUAGACUGACAUACGCAAACACAACGUCAUGUUUCGUGGAUAGUGAUUAUCCAAAAAAAAUAAAUAUUUGUUCGGCUGGUUAGAUUGCUGCUAAGACAGUUUAGAGCUAGAUAGUUGGACAGAAACCAACUACCGGCUGUUGCCUCAGGGAAAAAGUUUGUCUGAUGAUAUUGUGUACUUGGUGUUUCUGGUGUGUGUGGCGUAAGCUUACAAUCAUAAGACAGAGAUUGUUUUUGAAGCUCUAGGCAUCACUGUGAUUUCUAAACAUACUAAAUAACAGCAUAAGUAAGCUAAAAGCGAAACUUUUUAAAAAUAAUAAUGACUACAAGAUUGUCAUUCCUAAAAAAAAAUCUCUUAAAUGGUCUGCAUGAUCGUACAAUCCAUUAGAGAUCAUUGUUAAAGCCAACCUUCUCAUUAAAUAGCUACAUUAUAAAGGACAGAGUCGUCUGCGUUAAAAUAUUGAGUGAUUAAUGUCAGCCUUAAGUUUAUUUUUUUCAGGGCAAAGUGAAUAUUCUACAGAAGGUAGCAAUGUACAGUAGUUAAAUGAUGUAUAGCCUGUAGUGUUAUUGGAAUGAGAUCCGUCAGAUGCUUUGAAACAGCUGGGCAGAGUUAUAAAACAUGAGAAAGAACUUUUUUUAUAUUAACUAUAAAAUCAAGCCUCAUACCUCUUUUUUUCACAUUUAUAUCAUUUCAACACCAGCCACAUAAGCGAGGUUUAGGAUGUUACUUUUCAACAUCACUACAUAUCAUAUCACGUUUCAGUCGACACGGUGCAUGCUCACCCCUCAUGCAGGCCUGGAUCACCCCCUUGUGGACAAACUUUGUAAAUACCACUUACUAAGUCUGUACAUAGUUAGAGAUUAAUGUAGGCAAAAUACUAAGAGAAUUCAAUUGUCGAUGGCAAGAUGCUCUGGAGAUACAGCACUAUAUGCAAUUAGGAGAUGGACUCUUAUGUUGUAUUCAAUUAGAAUCGGCAGAGGUGGCAAUCCUGGUCAAGCUGCUGAGUUGUUUCAGGGUGCGCUGAAGAAAUCUGUCAGGUUGGGUUGGGCUUUUUGAAACUUUUGGCAGCCAUCAUUUCGUGAGUUCAAAUUCAAUCUCACAACAACAAAAUAAUGAUUUUAGGUGUUUGGCAUACAAGAGCAGGUUUCACAGAUCAACACAUCUGACGGAACAUCAGGAAACCUGGACAAUAUAGUCUCUAAUCAAUGGCUACCUUAGUCCAACCCGUGUUUCGGGUGAUGCUCUUACUAGUGCAAUGACUCGGAAAUCUGACCUGCAAAGGCUUCAUGUGACUGAACAUUCCCAGUGGUGGUUGUGUUGAUCAUUCCAACUGGCUGAGUCUCAUGCAUGAUACAAACAUCAGUGUGAGCAUCCUUUCUGGCAGCCCUUUCAAUGCACCCGACACCUCAGUAUGUUGCCACCAGGAAUUGUCCUCUCUGUCCAUUCCAAGCUUAUGGAUGUACAUCUUUUCUCUUUCUCUCUCUUUCUAAAAUCUAUCGAUAAGCUUUUGACAAUUAUACAGUAUAUCCAUGAUAUUUUCAUUUUGGUGAAAAUCUGUUUUUAUUUUUUUCUCUAUUUUCUUUUGUUCUUUUCAAGAUUGUCAAUUUUAAUAUGUGUCAGAGUUUGCUGUCUCGCUAGCGCUUGGCUUGCUGCGCUGGGACGUCGUUUUAAUGAAGCAGAGAUGAGCCCGGUGGACUCCUGGAGACUUUCAAGUGCAAAUGAACAAGCUCCACAUGUCUUGUUCCCUUGAUUUCAGCUGAGUGUUCAUGGAUUAGCCCUUUAUAACUAAAGAUGUGGCUUCACUUUCUUGUUUGGACAGGGUUGGGAUACUGGCACUCGUUCUAAUUCCUUUUUUCUAAUGGAAUAAGAAAAGACUUGUCAGUGCAGCCGUGUUACACCUGGAGCUGUACACAGUGGAGCAAAAGUAUUUCAGUGUCAAUGAAAAGGCAGUCCCAAGCUCUGUAACGAAAAAAAGCUACAUCUGCUUUUCCAGAAGCAGGAUGUCAAACACAAUCAAGUGAUCAUAAACUAACACUGCCUCAACUCAACUGACUUACACAGGAUUUAGCCAACAGCAAACUGUUGCAGCAGCAGCAUGGGCGUGCCUCUUCAGCCACCACCCAACCAUCUAACCGCCUCUUCUUCUGCAAUAGCCAAUUACAGCAGGAUUACUCUUCAUAGCUUUAACUCAGCAGCCAGUCAGGCUCUGCUUUCAGAAAACUGUGGUGCACCAAGGGCUGAUGGGAGUCUGAGAUUUAGCGGGACGGCUGCUGUGGAAUCGGACGUGUCACUUUACUGUGAAAAAGACAAUGCAGGAAUUGGCUCCUUCGUCCUGUCUGACCCAGGAAAGAAACCUUUGGAUUGGACCUCCAGAAGACUGUGUAGAAUCUGUAUAGAAGAUUUUAGGAGAUAAAAGUAUUUUUAAAAUAAGAGUUGCCACAGGCAAGGUGUAGUGACGUGCUCUACAGGAAGGGUGUGCAGUGACUGAUGAGAUGUCGCCUCCUAAACCCAAAGUGUGACAUUACCUUUCUCACUAUGUCUCGCAUCGCAGCUCUUGGAAUUUUAGAUUUUUAAAAAAAUCAUUGUUUGUUAAAGUAAUUGUUGAAAUACAUAAAAAAGUGGACUUUUUUUACAUUCAACAUCAACAUCAUCUACAUCAUCUGUCUCAAAAAGGAAUGCAGGGCGGGGUGACAGGGGGAGGGUGUGUUCAGUUUCUAGGGUUCAGAGAGUGAAGCAUCAGUUAUUUCGACAUGAUUUUGGAUAAUGGAAUUAAGUUAAGCCUGCAAGACGGAUCUGGCCUACAUUUUUUUCGCUAAUGGCUGAGUAUUGUAGCUGAUGGGAGAGGCCAUUAGUGCUCAAAUGAACCCAAACGAGGCCGCACUCUCCCCACUCGACCCCCCUCCCCUCAAACCCAGGUCAGCAGCUCCACCUCAGUAGCCUUACUUACAGAAACCUCACUCAGCUGGAAACAUGUAACAGAUACCUCAAUGUUUUACAGGAUGACUUUUCACAAUAGCCUUUAAGGGAACCAAACAUAAACUCAUACUACACACACACACACUCACACACACACACACACACACUCACAAAGAAACACACAAUCACGCCACAACUCUCUCCUCAGCAACCUUUGCAGUGUUUUUACGUCAAACGUAUAGUUAAACUAGUUGCCAGUUGUACAAAGAAGGUUGUCCAGUAGAGUCCCCCUUGCCAGUAGACCAGUCAGUAUAUGAGUGGAUCCCAAUGUUUCUAAAUGUUAACUGUCACUUUUUUUCUGCUUUACUCACUCGAUCCUCAUCUCUGCCUCAUUGUGUGUUUCCUAUUGUCUCUGUCUCUACAAACAGAUGGCGUGCCGCUAAGCUUUGGCGCUGCGUUUAACCAAACAUACUACCUCUCCCUUGCGCACACAAAUAUAUAUAUAUAUAUUUAUACAUAUAAACUCAUAUAUAUAUAUAUAUAUAUAUAUUUGUCGCAGCAUGAUUGUGUUUAUGAUAAAGCAUCCGUUUUUAUUUUUAACACUAAUUUAGAAGUUAUUUUUUUUGUGUGUAUAUGUACAGGAAAUCCCUUUUUAUCUCUUUUCAAAUGCUGGAUGAUUUUUACCUCAGAUCUCAAUGUAAGCCUACAAAAAUUAAAGGUGCAGUAUGUAACUCUGGAGAAAGAUAGUUGACAGUUGAGUCUCAUUCUCAGGUCGUCAAAUACAGAUACUUUGGUUUGUCGGUUAUGUCCAACCACUAACCAAGGUUGUUGGUAUUUGAUGACCUAGAAAUUGGGAGCUUUCACAUUGGGGACCCAGUCCUGGAUCCUGGUAUACUUGGCCCCAAAGUCCAGUUCGGUUGAUUGGUGUGAGUGCUGUGUACUGUGCCCAGGAUUGGUACGCUGAUCCAGGCCGGAAUCCGCUUGAAAAGAUGGUUUUGAGCAUUCCAGUAUGGUACUCAUCAGGUGUGAACACCAACUGCACCAAAACACAGAGGUGGACUGCUAUUCAAUGCAACUACAAAUUUUUAACUGGUUGUAAAAUGGUCUCAACACAACACUGAUGCCUAUAUAUCAGACAGCAGCGCAGCCUGCCAAUGACACACUCACAUCCAGCUUUGCUGCCGCCUUCAACCUGCAGUCGGAGCUUCGUCUUGCUGCUCCAGCAGCAAUGUCCGUCUCUGGAACAGCAAAAAUGUCAAGUACAUGAUGAUGCAAGUGUCCUUGUGUACGGGACAACAUUACUAAUGGGGAAGCUUAGCAGUGGGGGAGUGGAGAAAAGGGGAAAUCAUGCACGGUACAAAUCAGUCAUACCAAAGAGCACCCUGAGACUCAACAAUCAUCUUUCUCCUUAAUUGCAUACUGAACUUUUAAAGUCAGUAAAUCGAAGGCCUCUUUAGCAUCACUUCGCCACUGAAGUGUGUAAAUGCAUGUUCAAAUCUUUUCAUGGAAAUAAGGCUACGUUCACAUAGCGGCUGCAAGUGCCCGAGUUUUUUUUGUUUUUUUCUUCUUCUUCUUUUACAAGUGACACAGAUCUGAUGUUUUCUAAUUAUUUUGGGCAGCAAAAAAACAUCUAUCACUGUUUUUGUACGGAUUAAAUAUACAAGAUAUUACGUGUUUAUUAGUCAGCUUUAGAGGCACUGGUAGGCUCGCACAGAGCCAGGCUAGCUGUUUUUCCCUGAUCUUUGGGCUAAGCUAAGCUAACUGCAUCCUGGCUGUAGCGUGGUAUUGCUUUUCUCAGCUAACUGGGCAGGAAAACAAAUAGCAUAUAUCCCUAACUGUCAAACUAAUCUGAAUCAUAGCAAGCCUUGAAAAGAAAAUUAUAUUUUUAUUAUUGGAAAAUAGAAGCAGUUUAAUCAAAAGUCACUCACCUAGCUUGAGUUUAUCAAGCAGGCUAAAUUAGAUAAACCAUGAUCCACAAAUUUUAGAUAUGAUCAGCAAAUUGGAAUUGUGACUUCUAUGUGAAUGCAGCAUAAAACCCCAGAGGCGAUGUGCUGAUGUGCUUCUGCUCAUCAGCAGACACUUAGAGGCAAACAGUGCACAGGGAGUAUUUGGACUUAGGCGGCUAGUCCUGCUAGAGGCCGAGCCUCCUUGAUUUUAGCAGUGCUCUCAAAACACUUUAAUACUACCAAACUAACAGGUGUUGUUAGAUGCCACCUAAUUUGGCCAGAGGACUCGUUUGUCUAAUGGGACUCCACAGAGCUGCCAGUUGUACUUUUUAUAGGGUUAAAAGUGUCGGACUGACCGUCAGGCUUGUGCAAAACACUUUCAGCUUUAUGCAACAGUUCAGAGACAAGUGACGGAGGUCUCAGAGUUGAUUGAUGCCGACUCAUUUUAGGGGAGUGGUGGUUGGUCUUUGAUAACCGUUCUGUCCUAACAUCUAAAAUGUAAAACUUAGUGGCUGUGGCCGGGACUCGACACCCAACGCAGUGGUGUCUCUUCAGUCUGCUUUGCUUUGGUAUUGCAGGUUUCCUGUGUGUCUGUCUCUACUGUAGCUUUCCUUAAAUGUCUGAUAAGGGUUUGUAACAUUGGGAUCCCAUAUUAGAUAUUCCAGAUACAAACAGCUGUUUCUUUAUCUUUUUUUUUUUUCCUACUCAGCAAUCAGCCAAGUCUCACACACUCGCUGCAGCCCAACACUCUGCCUUCUUCUAACUCCCUCCAACUCUGGUUCUGAGUCCUGCGUUUAUUUGCUGCAUUCACUCAGCUUUCAGGAAACCAGGCCUUCAAGAUAUAUGCUGUGAACGUCACACCACGCCUUUAGCGAUCACUCUUUGUACUAUAUCGACUAUAUCAUUUCUUACCAUCCGGGGCUGUUGAUGGAAAAUUUGGGGCAGAAAUGGAACUUGAGUUGAUUCAGUUCGUGGAAGUGUAAGAUAUUUAGUCAUGGGAUUCUUUUAUUGCAUCAACGUGUUAUCUGUUUUGCGACCUUUUGGGAAAAGGAUAAGGUUAUAAUGGAUUUUGAGUUUCACUUAGAAAAAGUAGCAAACUGCCCUUUGAAACAGAUAUUAGGAGGCUUAUGUGUUGAUUCAGUGUUUACACUUAAACUAACUGUACCCCGGAACAAUAAAUGCAACUCAAAAGACUGAAUAUUGAACCGUUUCUCAAGUAGAUCUCAGUUUGGAGCGGCCUCAGUAAAGGUCUGCUGCUCGUACUGAAAUAUCGUCGCCUGUUUGAACCUGAGGAGAGCAGGUUAGAUAGAAAAUCGGCUUUUCUACUGUCAUAACAGACGGAUGGUUGUCAUUUAAGACUGAUUGUCAUCUGUUGCUCUGAUUGCAUUUCUCCGCUACCUCUUUAAAGAUGCGCUUGCUCAUACACACAUGCACUUAAACAACUGCACUCACAGGCUAACACACACUCAUACUGACUGAAAAACACACUGAACACAGUACACACACUCAAAUAGACACACACACACAUACACGAUGCACACUUGUGUGUACUUCUUUCUCCCUCACCAGCAGUUUUUGCCAAUGAUGCACUUGUGUUUUUUUAAAUGCUCUGCAAAAUGUGUGAUGUCUAAAAAUGGUUUGUUGUCAUCAUCCUUCUUCUUCUUCUUCUUCUUCUUCUUCUUUUUCAUUUUUAAAAAAAAACUCUAAUCUCUAUAGUAAGUCCUGGGCUAGCCAGGUUGCUAGAAAUAAAUCGAGCAUUAAUUCAUCCAGUACAUACAGAGAGUUUCAUGUCUUUUUAAAAAACAUAAAUGCACAUAUUGCUCAGCUCAGUUGUACCUUGGUGUGCCUAGAACCCACAGCCUUAUUUUGGGACAAUAUCAGGGGUUUCAAGCCAAAAUACAGGACGACCUGUCCUUGUAUUGCUGACAGUUUUGUUUAGUUUCAGUAGCUGAUUUUUCCCUCUCUUCAUAUCCACACGUGUUAGUUUCUUCGAUUGUUGUAUCAGUUUUAUGAGUCAACAGAAGCUUGCUAGUGGGAGGUGCACGUCCUGACUCGGGUGUUCUGCGUCAGUGUUUUUCUGCUGGUUGUUUCAUUCAGUACUUUAUAAUUUAUUCCCCUUGGCUGAUUUUUCAGCGACAGUCGGUUCUUAUGAAACCUGCCCGGCUGUUGAAAAUGAUUUAGAUGUCAAGUAAAAACCUGAUGCAAAAGCUCCUUGAUUUUAUUUAAUUUGACUUAAUUGAAGCUUCUUUUUUUUUUUUUUUUUUUCUUUUUCUUGUUUUUCAAAGAAAGUCCAACAGACUGUGACCUCCCAUAGCAUGAACUAUUCUCAUCAUUAGGAGAACAAAGGAAAAGUCUAAAAAUGUAGCUGUUCUCAGCCGAGUCCCAAGAUAAGUACCUUUACCUUCACACAUGCACACCGCCAUGCAGUAAAACUCACCAGACCUCAGUGCUUCUAGCAGGAACUUGUCUUUUCAACAUAUGCCGUUGCCAUGGCGUUGCUGUUGAUGGCACCAUCAAUAGCCCUAUAUAUAAAAGAAAUAGUGUUAUACAUACAGUACCUUAACCAAUGUCUCUCUUUGUGGUCAAAAUCACCGCCUGUUUUUUUUUGUGUUACUCUUUUCUUUUUGCUCUUCUUGUCUUUGAAGUUGAUCCAUUGUACUUUGAUUACAUGCAUUGUAUGUAGUAAAAUACUGAUAAUGUUUUGGGGAAAUCACAAAUAAAACAGCUGUAUAUAAUGAUGCAAAACAA